UAUGAGAGCGAGACAUUGCAGCCUCCGCGCGAUGGCGUCCUCCCUGGAAGACGAAGCUAUCGCCGAAGCCGAAUCCCCGACGCUCGCGACGCCAAUUUGUGCUCGAGAUUGACGAUGCCGAUGUGAAGCGAAGCGAGAGUGAAGUGAAGCAUUUGCAAUGAGACGAUGUGCUGAGAUGUGAAAUUGCGCUUUCGCAGAUACCUCAUUUGCCCUAGUUUCGCUGCAACGAUGCCGACGUCGCUGGAGAAGCCUCGAGCGGAGAUGGAUUUGAGGCCCAAGGUGGCGGAGCUCGAGGCUCUCGUUUCCGAAUUGCGGGGACAGAAUGAGAUUCUCAGGAAGGAAAAUGGAAUAUUGAGUUCCCGUUUAGCUGAAUUCGAGAGUGGUCUCAAGACAAAGCCUGGACGUGAAGGGAUUUUUGCGAGCGAAUCAUUGUUGCAGACGCCUGAAAGGUCAGAGGAUGCUGCUCAGCAAGUGAAGAGGGUUCUUGGUUUGAAGUGUCUGUCUGAGAAUCCAGUUUCUGACAUCCCGUCCACAGAGAGCAAACUUCCUAAAGUAAAAGGAAAACGGAAUAAGAAAAGAAAUGCCAUGGAAAAAAGCAUGUCCCAUUAUUGCUCUCGUCACGUAGCACUGAAAGUGAUGUAUCUGGGCACCGGGUAUCAAGGAUUUGCAUCGCAGGCUGGUUCGCCAAACACAGUUGAGACAGAACUUUUUGCCGCGCUUCAUAGGACACGAAUGAUUACUGGGACUGCAGCAGAAGCAAAGUAUACAAGAUGUGGGCGCACGGAUAAAGGGGUGUCUGCCGUUGGCCAGGUCGUUGCAUUGUAUCUUCGAUCAAAAAUUCAACCACGGCGUCAAGAAAAUAUUGUGUCUACUGGAGAUGCUGAAGAAGAGCUCAAUUCAAAGAGCUCGAUUAGUGCUCAAGGUGUUCCUGAAGGAGAAGAUGGCUCGUUCACCAAGAAUUCUGGAUUUGUUAUGGAUUUGUCAUGCAUAGAUCAUUCUGGAGACAGAGUUGCUAUGGCUCGAGCAAGUCGUAAAGAAGAGGAGCAAUUCGCCAGAACUGCAUCAGAUGAAGACGAAUAUGACUACGUCGGAAUCUUGAAUAGGGCACUUCCAGAAGAUAUACGAGUGCUUGGUUGGUGCCCUGUUCCACCAGGGUUUAAUGCCAGAUUCAGUUGUAUGUAUCGUGAAUACAAGUAUUUCUUCAUCGACGAUGGUCUGAAUAUUGAUGUGAUGAAGUUUGCUUGUAAGCAAUUUGAAGGAGAACAUGACUUCACGAAUUUCUGCAAGAUGGACGCCGCCAACGUACAUAACUACAUGCGUACGAUAACCCAUUUUGACAUAAUACCUUCAAAUGAAAAAUGGGGUGGGAAAUCCGUAUGGAUAAUGAACGUCAAAGGCACUGCAUUUCUUUGGCAUCAAGUUCGCUGUAUGGCUGCAGUUCUAUUCAUGGUGGGCGCUGGUCACGAGAAGCCAACAAUUGUAGAAGAGUUGCUCGAUGUAAAAAAAAUUGUGAGAAAGCCACAGUACAUUAUGGCGUCUGAAACGCCUCUUCUUCUUUUCCAUUGUGGAUAUCAAGGCCUUUCGUUUCGUUGUCAUCCUGAUGCCGUGAAACGCCUUCGUCUGCACCUGGAGUCUUUGUUACAGACCUCUAUUGUGAAUUCGUCGCUUCUUCUGCAGGGAUUACUCGAGCUUCCAUCUCCAGUAUAUUGUGCAGCAAAGAAACCCACACAACCAGGAGAUUCACAGUCCAGGAAAGGUCUACACGUUCCCAUGCUGAAACGGCCCACAGAACCAACGUACGAGGAGCGUCGAAGGAUGCUGGGCGGUAGCCAACCAGAGUCAAUUUAGAUCAGCAUGGAGGGAUAAAUGUUUACUUGUGAUUCAAGAUUACUUGCUUAUCAGGGAAACACAGUCCAUCCUUCAUGACAGCCAGUCUUCAUCUGAUGGGAACUGUCAUACUUGACUGGCAAUAUGCGACGCACUGCCUCGUUUCCGGAGUGAACACCCUUUAGCUUGAUGGCGUGGAUACAAUCACCUGAUCGCUCUAGCAUCUACACCCCUUCCGCACCCUUGGCAAAAAUGUCAAAAAGAUUUAGCAGGACAUAGCCAGACAUCUCCUCAUCGUAUGCACUUACCAGUGAUAAUGCAUCACACUUAAUUUCGUCAUCAAGGAAUCACUGGAGUAACCAAUCUAGACUUCAAUUUGGUGAAUUUCUUGCGGCGCAUACUCCGCCAUGUAAGCCUUCAGAGUCCUCCGUUACUUCUAUUGCUUCAUUUGAAAGACUACCUUGCAUGUAAGCUGUGUGGUACCCAGUUUAGGUGCCUUCAGCAGAAGCGAUCAGAGUGUUCUUUCAAGAUGACCACAAGUUAGGUGUGUUCGCCAUUGAUCAUGUCUAGGGCACCAGUGCUAGUGCGUUCAGGAAUUUGAAACCAGAAAUCAAAUUUUGAUUACAAUU
Messenger RNA from Physcomitrium patens, 2456 nucleotides. NCBI's taxonomy places the organism in Eukaryota, Viridiplantae, Streptophyta, Bryopsida, Funariales, Funariaceae. The record is from RefSeq and is a predicted model, not a curated record.